GUGCUUCCUUCUGCAUUCCGUUGAUGAUAGCUAGUGUUCAUCAUCAUCUUUUUUGUCAGUCCAAUCGGUCGGCUCCAAAUCCAAGAUGGGCGUCUCGGCUGCUCCAAAGCCAAAAAUUCGGACUCUUAGUUGUGUUUUCAAAAACGGGGAAGCGUAGAGGUACAAGAGCACUCGCUUUGUUCGAAGGUUUCAUCGAACAUCGGUUUUGUGCUACUAACUUCGUUAGACCUCUCUCUCGCUCUCUCUGUCGGAAUCAUCUGCUCAGGUAGAAGCUCACCAGCGUUUAAACUCGGGGCGCACUCGUCGGAGAACAUGACUCGGGGUGAAUAGAGCAAGUAGUACUCUGGAAGAAUCGAUUCGAUUUAAGUGUUUAUUCACUUGUCGUCACAUCGUGGGGCAAGGAGGAAGCGAACGCACAUAGAUUUUUCUACCAGAUAACGAAGCUCAUUUAUCUAGAAGCAAGAAACUACAAAGAUUCACUACCAUUGCGAGAGGAAGAAGAAUUCUUCAAAGAUGAGUGUUUCCGAUGCACAGAUGAAACACCUGAUGAACUGCGCGGACGAAGUUUCGUGCGAGGUGGAGGCCGAUUUCGACAAUGGUAAGCUUGCGCUGCCAGAUACGGAGGCGGCUUUUAGCGACACCUACCAGGAGAUUAUGAGACGCCUGGCGCAAAAACUCCACGACGAAACGGAAGCGGCCGCUGAUGCGGCUUUGCAAAAGCUCCCCGCCGAUGUGGUAAAAGUAGCAGUCAGCGGCUUUCUGAAGUCCCAAUCCGAAAUGGGUGACGGUGAACCGGCGGCCGAUGCGCUCGACGCGUUUGCGUCUAUAGUACCUGCCAGCGUCCUCACGAUGCCCAACGCUACUGUCAGCAGGGCGUGGAAAACAAAUGCAAAAGAGGCGCGGGACAACUGGGCAGGGAGUUACAACGAACAAAUUACCCGCGCAAUCCGAAACGCCUGCCGGGGCUGUGUCCGCAAGUGCGUUCAGGUGAGGAUUGAAGGGAGCGGCUGGGCAGAGCAGCGCGUGGUCGAUGACGGAGCGCCGGCGACUGUGGUGCUCCGCAACUGCCCGCGACCUCCGCGCUUCGUUUCGGCGUACACGGUCGGUGGAAAUGGAACUCCGAUGGAUGUUGAUAUCUUAAUCAACCAGGAGAAUCUCUCGCUGCUGAGAGCAUCUGUGAUCGAAAACAUCGCGAAGGAGUUCGAGCGCUGGGAUUACAAAAUCGAUUUCAAGUUGCCUAUCCGUCGCACUGGUUUCGUGACGGAAGCCGAGUUCUUGCGCCAUGGCUGCGGGUUCGACGUGACGUGGAGCGUUUCGUGA
Amoebophrya sp. A120 is the source of this 1320-nucleotide messenger RNA. Lineage: Eukaryota; Dinophyceae; Syndiniales; Amoebophryaceae. The record is from the annotation of a GenBank genome assembly.